This is a messenger RNA of Symbiodinium sp. CCMP2592, 10551 nucleotides long. Lineage: Eukaryota; Dinophyceae; Suessiales; Symbiodiniaceae. The record is from the annotation of a GenBank genome assembly.
AUGCCCAUCUUCCCACUUGCCUACGUACCUCAUGCCCGGCAUUGGGCAUAUCGCCAUGCCUACGAGUGGAGAGCAUUCGGUUUGUGCUAUUCACUCCGUGGCCUCGCACCAAGCACGGCAGCCUCUGAACCAAGGUGCCGGCAUUCCUGCGAGUCCAACUGGACUCCUAUGACCUCGGUUCUGGUGGCGCUGCUGUCCCACACGGUGGACUCCUUGACGUUCUCGGCCUUCAUUUUCUCCAUCUCCCUCCUUCGACUUAUGCUCCGACCGCUACGCCGGGCUGGGUGUGUAGCCCCUCUGGGCAUUGUCUACGAUGGCAGAACUCUGGGAGCAGGUCAGGUCCGACGGCCUCUGCCAGGAGAUUGCCUGCCUCACGAUGGCCUUCCGGCUACCAUUCCAGGAGCACUGGCAGAUACCGGUGAGCUGCCUCCCAGGAGGUACCCUGAUCCUCCAGAUCCACUCGCAGAGGCUGUGGGCUACCCAGUUGAGCCCACAAGAGACAUUGCACACCCUCUACUCAAUCUUCCACGUGGGCCGCCGCCUCCUACCCCUGUCAGGCUGGGGGCAACGGUACGGCAUGUCAACUGCACAGCCCUUGCGCUCUGCCCAGGGUUCUUACCUGAGAUCCUUAAAUUUCCCUUAGGACUCCCAUGCGACAUUGAGGAUUUGACAGAUGAGGCUGAGCGGCAUCUUGGGGCCCUUCGGCUUCCCUUUUGCGACAGGGUACUUGCGGUCAGGCCCCAGCCUGUCCCAAUGUGCGCCACGCUUCUAGUAGUCCCCUCCUGGGUUGCUUUUGCUGCUAUCUCGGCUGUCUGCCUUGAUUUACGCAAUGCCCACCCUAAUAGACCAGGACCACUCCUUGCAGUCUAUGUCACCAGGCCGACGUGCCGGGCAGAGCUCCUCAGGCAAGCCGGACUUUUUGGGACUCAUCCCUGCCGUCUCUAUUUGGGGACUGAAACACGCCCUCUUGAGGAGGAUGAAGCAGUUACACUCUCCAAUGGAUGUGUCAUCACCUUUGUCGGUGACGAUACCCUGCCGGACUUUUCCACAGAUCUUCAGUAUCGCCUCCAGCUGCCCCAUAUGUGGCCAGAUCACCCGCCACAUAUUCCUACAGUGUCACGCCAGGCCCUUCUGCUUCUGCAUAGAACAGGCCGCUUUCUCUACAAGCCACAAGUUACAGAUACUCCUCUAGAUGAAGCAGCAGCGCUUUUCAUUGGGGUCAACCGCAACUCUGUAGAGAUUCACACGCCUGCAGAUGAAGGAUGCGACCGUCUGUGCCAUCAGGGUGUUGGAGUUCGGGGGGUUUUAGCAUUCAUAGAACCCACUCUGCUCCCCCCUGACUGUCCUCAGUACGUGGUUUUCCUAGACCUUCGCCAGGUUGCCUCCAGCCUAAGGUUUCUAGUGCUUGGCCAGCCUUUUAUCCCUCGCGAGGAUCUAGCAGGCCUGGUCAGUCAACGGCCUCCUCCAGGAUGGUUCCUCCGUGUCACGGGAGGCAGGCUUCGCCGACGUCGCCUUGAUUUUCGACAUGGGGCCACGCUUGUCUUUGGGUUUGAGUAUUCCUUGGACUCUGACCAGCCGUCCGAGCACUUCUCUCCCACCACUGACGACAGCGACGAGGACUCUGAAGAGGACGAACACUCCGAAGGUCAAGACACUACGACCGCUCCAGCCGAUUCCGAUGGUGAACAUCUAUUUCCCGAUGAUGUUCGGUUUCGCCGCUCGGCCUCUCGAUCUCGCAGUCGGACGAGACACAACACUGGCAAUGCAGAGCAUAUUCCGUUUCCGAUUGGUGCGGCGGCGAGCGGGAUGCUUUGUCUGGUUUCUCUGCCCAGCUCUGCUGCUGCCGACAUAGUACGGGAUACGGGCAUUAUAGGCUGUGGCUCGGGCAUUCUGUCACCCAUGCCAGCCCUGACAUGGCUUACAUGGCCUGCCUCAGAGGUCAGCAUUCUAUUUGUUAGUUCUGCUCUCUUCGUGACAGCCUUAGGUUGCUUCACGGCUGCCUACUUCCGUAGGAAGGCAGGACUUCAACCUCGAGGCUGCAAACUGUUGACAAACCCGGUGUGCCGACAUGCAGGUGAUAGACGUCGUCUUGAGAAUCUCCGUCGUGUCACCAGGGACUUUGGCGACCCAUGGCCAUUCCCAGACGAAGGCGACCCCUUUAGACUUGACCGUUCGCCUUCGGACUCUGCAUCGGAUGCUUCUGAUUCGGAAUCCAUUGCAUGGGCCACCAUCUUAGUCUAUGCUCCCCAGUAUGCCCCUGAGUGGUUGACCCUGGCCUUCCACUUCCCCUCAACCCCAGGUGAAGGGAUAAGACAGAUACAGGCCGAAAGGGAUCCCAGAAAGGUCAGGACCUUUCCAGACUUGGUGCCCGCAUCACCUCAGACCUUUGAAGGCGCUGGAAUCUAUCUUGCUUUGCCUCCGUGGCCCACUGAGAAGCGGCUCCUGUACCUUGAUGCGGUCCGUUGGGAUGGCAGGCAUUUUUCCGCCUUCGCCCCUCCCUAUGUUGAUCGCAGGACAGCUCUUCACCUUCUUGAUCUCCCAGCCAGCAGUGCAGUGCAGGUUUAUGUUGGUCCCUCCCUCGAGCUGCUCGAGGGGGACACAGCACUCCACGUCUGCAAUGGCCUUGCUCUGAUUUUUGUGCCUUCGCCGGUUGUGCUGCCUAGCCUCAUUACUAUUGAACACAUGCUUCAGAGACCCAGCUUAUGGUCGCAGCACUUCGAACUUUCUGCGGACGACCGGGUCGCCUUCUGUGUUGCAUGUGAGCACCAGCAUGUCCUUCUCACAUAUGAGGAGGCCCAACCUGCCUUACACCGCCAGCAUCUUGCCAGAGCCCUAGGCACGGAGGAGGACCAACUUGCAAUCUACCCCGCCAGGCCGAGGGUCUCCGACGCCAUGCUGAAUGGGGUCCCGUGCCGCACAGUCCUUGCUGCUGCCAUCAAACAUCCCACUUUUCAUUGGGAUCGUGAUUGCCAUGUUAUUCUCGACUGCCGAGCCUUUGAUAGUGGCUGGUUUGCAUUCCCUGCACGAGGAGGAUUCCUCGAAGUAGAUCAGGUCAACAUUGUUGAGCCCCAUGGUACCUCGCUUGUUGAGCCAGGUCAGGUCCUGCUAUGUGAGGUGAGUCCCCCUACAGAGGGCAUGCUACACGGUGACAGGGAGCCCACAGGUACCUCCUCUGCCCACCAACCGGCACCUUCUGCGGCUCCGGCAACGUCGACAGACUCCAGGCACCCUGCCACAGGCCAGGAUCAUGUACAGGAGGCUACUUCCCUGACAGAGCAUGACACUCAUUCGCCAUCAAAUGCAGUGUCCUCAGAUGGGUUCGUUGAUGCCCCUUUCAUGAUCCUGGUUCCCGAAUAUACUCCUGAGAUUGUUCGGGUUCGAGUCUCCAUCCCCCAAGACCUCCAUGCUACUCUAGCAAGGGUUUCAGCUGGCCGCCUUCCACAUACUCGCAGACGGUUUCCGAGACUCAUCCCGGUCUUCACACAGACAUCUGCAGCGUGGGGCACUCUUAUCGCAGCACCCGUAUGGGAAACCGUUGGCGUCAUUAUAUGCAUUGAGUCCAGGCUGGAUGGUCGGCUCUUUGCUCUCGACUGUCCACCCCUGGUUCGCCGACAGGACAUCCUCAGACUAGCAGGUCUAGAGGACGACAAUGAUGCCUUCAUUUUCCACAACGAUACCCCUUGGCCGUUGCAACAUGACACUCGCCUCAUGCUGCAAACCGCAGAUUUGAUCCUCAUCCUUCCCCCAGUGCACAACGUCGUGGUCACCACGCAUUUACCCGACAUGUUGCUCAGCACGGCGGGGUGGAACCCGCGAGUGCAAUACCCUGCUGACUUCAGAGACCAUUCCUGGAUCCUUGCCGACUCUGCCCAUUUUGCAUUUCUUGUUAGGCGAGGACGACGUCACGUCCUUCGUCAGGACUUGGCUUUGGUGCUUCGAUGUCCACCGACCAGGCUCUUGCUUCGUCCAGCGGUCCCCUCGAUCAGCAACCACAUGCAUGCGGGUUCGGUCUCCAAGGCGGUGCUUGUUGCCCACAUCUUAGAAGAGGAUUUGACCUUUCAUUCGCCUCGAGCCCCCUUGAUCAUUAUUGACCAACGACCUAUCCUGCUUGGGUUCAGCUGGGUAUGGGUUCCUUCAGGUCGGCUUGACCCUGCGUCCUUACUGCCACGUUAUGUGACGCGCUGCCCAGUUGGUCAUACUGUAGGGUGCACCAGAGAUGAUGGUCACACAGAGCCUUUCUUCUCUCCUUUUGAUGUCAGAGACGGGGAGGUUAUCGAGAUAGAAUACCUCACCCAUGCAGAGGCGAGGGCAACCAUGCAUCCACACGAUUCAGGUCCCUCUGACCCUCCUGACUCCUCUGAUUCCAGUGAUGCAGAGGACUCCUCCGAUGACGGCAGAGAUGCCAGCUCCACCGACCGCUCAGCUGGUGCUGCUGCCUCUCAUGGCACUACUCCCGUCGAUCCUGAUGCUGGAACUGGAGGCUCCACCAGAUUCAAUGUCUUAGUUGGCUUGAGCAGCAAAAUGACCUUCAGUCGACCCAGCACUCGCAGACUCGCUGCCCUUCUUGUUGUGGUCGCUCUUAUCCGUCCUGCGGAUGCGACCCCAAACUCCGGUGGAUCUCCGUAUCACACCGCUCCCGACGCCACAAUGCACAGUCGAGACGACAAGUGGGACUACGGUUCUCCCCAGCACGCCAAUCCAGUUGGCAUCCUUUGUCUCACCCCUGUCCUCCUGCGCUUGCUGCUGUCGCUUCUGCUUAUCACUCGGGGUGCUGAGUCCGGCCAGACACGGCCCUCCAUCAGGAGGAAGCUGUCUCUCAGAAGCCCUAGGUCCCUUACCUUUGUGGUUUUCCUUUUCCUCAUAGGAAUAACCCAGCCAGCCGCUGCAGUCCAGCUUGGCAGCAUCAGCACACCACAUUGUGUUGCAAGUGGAGCCCAUGCUGAGGGCCCACAUUCCUGCAUGACAACAGCUGCUCUCACUGCUGUCGCUGUUUCUGCUCCAAUCCGAAAGGUUGCGACCCCCUGCCGCAAUAGCUUCCUCAGGGCAGACAACAGUCGAGCUCUGCCUGAUCGUACCACGAUGCCAUCCAGUUCAACAGCCCACAUGACACCCCAGCAGGGGACUUCUUCUGUUGCUGACAAUUCUGGGGUUGGUGCCUUAGAUCUUUCGACUGCGUGCACACUUCUGGAAGAGUCCGUGGCAUCCUCCUCUGAUUGGGCUUUUCUCUCAGCGACUCUUCUUGAGACUCUGAUCGAACACUGCACUAGGCCAGACAAGGAGAAAAGGUCUCCUCCGAACUUCGGUACAAGGGGAGACCGCACCUCACCUACAGCUGCGGGCAUAGAUUCGCCUAAGUGUCUUGCUGCUCCCUGCAAGGACAGGCCAGGUGAGGUCCUCUACCUUGCCAACCUACUUGAUGCCAGUAGGUGUUUCGAUGUCUCCGGUGUCAAUUUUCGACUAGGGUGUACGCUUGAUGAUGUUUUACCCUUCUUUCGCCGAGACCAGUGGGAUUUACGCCGAUCUGUUAUCCAGCACAUGUUGCAAUUGCCCCUGCCGGACCCAGAGACAGACAUCGCUCCCCUGUUCUCUCGCAUUGAUGUCUUCACAGAUGGCUCCUUCAAUGGCACUGUCAGCAGCUGGGCAUUUCUUGUGCUAGGCUGGCACGGCCGAGACGUCUAUGCACUGGGUUGGAUUGCGGGCCUCGUUGUCACUGAUCCCGCCUCCGAGGCAUAUAUUGGAGCGACUCAGCACGAUGCCUUACGGGGGGAAGCCUCAGCCCUCUUUUGGGCCAUGGCAUGGCUAGUCCAAGGGCCGAAACAUGUUCCUGUACUUGUCUGGUCAGACUGCCUGGUCGCCCUACAGCAACCCCUUGACUGCACCCUCUCCCAAGGCAUCCGAGCCUUAUGCCAGGCCCUGCUCUCCUCCGAUGUCGACUUCCAUGAAGUGAGACACGUGCGAUCUCAUGUUGGCCAUCCUGCCAAUGAGUUUGUUGAUGCGGCGGCAAAAUGGGCUUGCCGAGGUCAAUUGGACCCCACCACCCCAUUCCAGGUUUCCUUCGCAGCAGUACUCAGACAAGGUCAUCUUGAUUGGUGGUGGAUGCUUCUCGAUUCUGUCCGAUGUCCCCUUGCCUGGCCCUGCCACGUCGGACGAGACUUCACUGACCACGACCGCUUUGCAGAUACUUCGCCACCCACGGAGGCUGAGAGCCGGGAGUGGCUGGGCCUGCCGGCCUCACAAGGUUCCAAGGCACAUGCUGUCACUACCGCCAUCAAUUUGCGCUUACUCUCUGUCAAUGUGCAGACACUUGCACCUAAUGGAGAGCUGCCCAAUCCUCCCGGCGAUGACAAGUUCAAAGGUAAGGCCGCUUACAUCAGGGAGCAACUUGCCUAUCACGGGGUACACAUUGCUGCUCUCCAGGAAACAAGGGCACGUCAGGAUGAAACUGUGGAGUCCCACAGCCAUGUUAGAUUGUGCUCCGGAAGGGACUCACAAGGCCACUACGGCGUCGAACUGUGGGUAGCCAAACGCCUCCCCAUUUCCACGUCCGCACAGCAUCACAUCCAUCUCCAGCUGUCCGACUUGUUGGUCGUUCAUUCCGACCCCCGCACCCUCAUUGUGCGACUCGCUCGUCGAGGUCUGAAUGUCCUCUUCACUGCUAUCCAUGCUCCUACUGCUUCUGCAAAGGACAGGGCACAGUGGUGGAAGGCCCUCUCGAGCAAAGUCACACGCCUCAGGGGCAAUGGGCAGGUAGUACUUUUGGGUGACUUUAAUGUACACUUCAGCGCUCCCAGGGAUGAUCACAUAGGGGACCUUGUAUGGCCAGGCUCUGAUUGCGUUCCAAACGGGCUGCUUGACUUACUCAGACGACAAGACUUGUGGAUCCCCAGCACAUUCAGCGAGUGUCAUCAUGGUCCCAGCAUCACAUGGACCACCCCCAACGGCCUACAUGGCUCCAGGAUCGACUUCAUCGCUGUCCCCUCUCAUUGGGGAGUUGCACCGGGUGCCUCACAGGUACACCAUGACCUAGACUGGGGGCAGUCCCAUGUGGACCAUUAUGCUGUACGCCUCGAUGUUGCCUUCUUCGCACAUCUCAGCGCAAGGGAUAACCGAGCCUCCUGUUCCAUUGAUCGAGAGGCACUUGCCACACCAGAAGGACAGCGUGUCCUUUCUUCCAUUUGGGAGGCGGCCCCAAGCCCUCCGUGGAACAUGAAUGUCCACCGACACUGGAGUCUCGUCGAGAAACACCUGAGGACCUCCUUGCUCGAGGCUUUCCCCUCGAAGCGAGGAAGCUGUCGUUCGUCUCACUUCAGCACCGGUACCUGGCUGCUCCGACAACGCAGGGUCUGGCUGCGUAGAGGUAUCCUCCGUCUGCGCAAUCAUAUAUCCCUAGCUACCAUAUGUGGUGCCUUCCGAGCCUGGCGAAGAGACCUCAGGUUAAUUGUUGGCCAAGUUGGUGUGUGCAUUUCUGCUGCAUCAUCCUCUUUGGCCUUGCAGCUGCUUGCGGCGGACAUGCGUACCACGAAGCAUGAACUUCGCCAAGCCAUCCGCCAUGAUCAAGAACAGAGGAUACAGAAUGCGGCAGCCGCAGCUGCUCGGGCCCCUCCAUCGGAGACUCUUGCUGCCCUACGCCCACUGUUGGGGCCGUCCAAACGCCGAUGUCGCGGCCGUCAAAGCCUGCCGGUUAUACAUGAUACAGCCGGCAAGCCCGCCACCACUCCGGAGGAGGCCGAAUCCAUCUGGAUCCAACAUUUUGCAGGCGUAGAAGAUGGCCGAGUCAUUGCUCCAGCAGAUCUCGCUUCUGACUGCCUGCGCCGACAACUCCGAAGGGACCUGGACGACCUGUCCAUACAGCGUGAGGAUCUACCCACCCGGUGGGAGCUUGAAGCAUCCCUCAGAUCCACGCACCCGGGCCGAGCGACUGGAGUUGACGACCUACCUGGGGAAAUCCUCCAUUACGCCGCCUCAGCUUCGUCCCGCGCCAUACGCCUUUUUCAGAGUGGAGCCCAGAGGCAUCGUGUCAGCUAUGCCAUCAUCUUUUUGGACCUUCGGGAGGCUUUCUAUCGAGUCAUAAGACCGCUUUUCACAGGGUCAUCCUUUAAUGAUGAGCUUUUUGCAUCAGCUGCAGCCCAGCUUCGUCUCCCCUCUGAUGUUCUUGCGGCCCUACACCGGCACCUUUCCACAGAGUCGAUCCCGGCUGCUGCAUCUCAAUGGACAUCACAGUCCUUGUCGGAAAUCCUUGACAGCACCUGGUUCCGGUUCAGGCGAAGUGAGACAGUUGUCCAGACCGGCGUCGGCAGCCGUCCAGGAGACAACUGCGCUGACCUUGUCUUUGGAUAUCUCUUUGCUUGUGUUUUGCAGGACCUCAAGCAGGAGCUUAGUUCUCGGCGUAUCCUGAGUAGCCAUGGGGCAUCCGAAUCCCUGGCUGUCAUGGAUUCAACGUGGAUGGACGAUCUUGCUCUUAUGGUCAAAGUCUCCGCGGCUAAAGACCUGCCUGCAGCAGCCCGAUCGGCAACCCAGGCUCUGGUCGAUUGUUGCUUUAGCCGUGGACUAGUCCCCAACUUCGGCAGAGGUAAAACUGAAAUCCUUCUCGUUCCCAUGGGACCGGGCUCCCGUGAGGUCAAAGCUGAGGUAUUCCGGGACAAAGACCCCUGCCUGUCCUUUCACUCUGCCCAUGCAGGUAGAGUUGCUGUGAGACUGGUAACCCAGUACCAGCAUCUGGGGGGUCUCAUUCACCAUACAGGCAAGGGCCUAAGAGAAGCCCGACACAGAGUGAGCCUUGCACAUGAGGCUUUCCAGAAGCACAAGACCAAGGUGUUUCAGUCUCCUGCAGUCCCUUUUGAGAGCAAAACCAGCCUAUAUGAGUCUCUUGUCCUAUCCACCAUGCUGCAUGGGGCAGGAACCUGGGUCAACGUGGACACUGCCACCAUCCGGGCACUGUCCUCUGCCCACACUCUCAUGGCGGCUAAAAUGCUUCGCCCCAGAUUUUCGUUUGAGGAGGCCCUACACCAGGGCCCUGCCCGCAUCCUCGCUAUUAUGGGACUCCCCUCUAUUCACACUUUGCUGCAUGUGGCCCGCCUGCGUCAGCUGCUCCCUUGUGUUCGCAUUGGCAUGGAUGAGCUUUGGGCUCUCAUUCAUUGGGAUGGGAACUGGCUUCAUGAUGUUCGGGAGUCCCUGGCAUGGCUUGCUGCACUAGUUGGCCCGCCCGGUAUGACCUGGGACUGCCUGUGGCCGGACUGGUACGGUCUGAUGCGUGAGCAUCCUGGGCGAUGGAAAUCCCUCCUGCGAAAAGCUCAGGCGAAAGACGUCAGACUUUCCUCAUGGGACUCUGCCCGACUAUACAACGCCGGUCUACUUGUACGCCAGCUGCGCACCAUGGGGGGUGCUCUAGCACACCCGCCGCCCCCAUCUUCUGAUGGUCGCCAGUGUUGUGCCCCAUGCCGGCGUAUCUUCGCCAACUACAAUAGUUGGAGUCUUCAUGCCUUCAAGACUCAUCAUCGUGUAAUGGAGGGCCGUGGCAUCCUAUCAGGCACCCAGUGCCAGGCCUGCCUAAAGCACUUUGGCACGAAUGUUAAGUUGUGUCGACACCUGCGCUUCACACCUCGAUGUCGUCUCAAACUGCUCCAGCAUGGCUUUUCCUGUGAAGUAGAGCCCGGUCUUGGUAGCCGUAAGGCGGAAGACCCCGGACGCACGCAGGCCCCUGCUCUUCAAGCUGCGGGCCCGAGACUUCCCCUGACACUCCUUGAGGUUCUUGAGUGUCUUUCUUUGCUGGAUCACGAUGGUCUGCUGUCCUCUCUCGCGGAUCAGGACAUCUGGAGCCGCCUUCGGGCAUCGUUUUCUUGUGUGUGUGCGCCCUCAGGGCGACUUCACCUCACAGUGAUUGCUUGGCAGGGCAUUAUUGAUGCAUGCUACCCGCACAUGCGUGCUCGACUGCAAUUUCACUUGGACUGGCUUCUCCAAUCGGACUUUGUCGAAUGGCUUGUUCCAGAUCCUGUGAACCAGGCACCACGGCUCUGCACCUUCCAAGAUGCUGCUGUCUCUUUGGGCCUACUUGACCUCUCUGCAGUGAGUCUUCCUCCGGUGUUGGAUUUCCCUGCACCCACUUUCUGUGUCAUUGCGCCUCUUGCCUGGGAAACUCAGGCCGAACUCGUUCUCGGCCCGAACAUGGUGUUCUUCUCCCAUGAGGAAUGCAUCAAAGAAGUGAAUUCAGGGAAUUUGCCUUCGUUCUUCGAUGGUCCUUUUCAGGAGGUUUGCUUCUUCAUUCUCCUGCGGGGUCUUUCUGGCCUUGAGUUUGAGAACCCUUUGGACUUCCCGGCUAGUGGCUUUUCUGAUCGGCUCUCCUCGGCCAGCCUCGUGGGGGACCUUUUGCGGUUCUUUGUUCGCCUGCUCCACCACGGAGUACCGACAUCCAUCGCCCUCCGAUCACAUCCCUCAGCCUGUGUCAAUGCUCUUCUGGACUUACCCGGCCUUCAGUCCUGGACAUUCGGGCAGCUCAGGGUUAUGGGCAGGCAGCAAUCACCGUUCUCUCACUUGUUUCACCUUUUUCUUAAUUAA